AAACACAAACACAGAGAAGGGAAGUAAAGUGUGAGUGUCAGUCGCUCAGUCACACAGCAGCAGCACAUCAGAGAAGAUGGAGAAGUUUAAGAAGAUCCUGGACAUCGCUACCCAGCAGGACAGACUCGGGUUCGGGGCGGUCGCCCUGGUGACCGCGGGGGGGGAGCAGAUCUUCUCCUCGGCGAUCUUCUCUUGUCCCUGCAAUGAGCUGAACUUCCUCUACGGCUUGGUGUUCCUGCUGGUGCCCGCCCUGGCUCUGCUGCUGCUGGGUUACAUCCUGAGUAAGAAGACGUGGAAGACGCUGACGGGGGUGUGCCAGCACCGGGCCGGGUGGUGCCUGCACUGGAGGCGGCUGAUUGUGGUCUGCACGGCCCUCUUCCAGGUGAGCAACACGGCGCUGGUGGCCCCCGCCAGCUGGAUCGCCGUGGCCCUGAUCAACGGGAAAUACUACGAGUGCGCCAUGACCGGGACCAACGUGAGCGUCUACAACAAGCUCCUGUGUGGAGACAAGGACUCUGGGGUCCGGUGUCAGCGGGAGCUGUACAGGCUGCCCUGUGGGACAGGCAGCAGUGUCCCGCAGGCGGACAGACAGGAUGUCCUGCUCACCCUGAAAGCUCAGUCUCAGAUCCUGGGUUGGCUGCUCGUCGCCGCUGUCAUGUUGUCCAGUCUGCUGCUGACCUGUGUGGCCCGGUGCACCUCCCCCAUCAGUUACCUGCAGCUCCGCUUUUGGAGAGCGUAUGCUACAGAAGAGAACAACCUGCUUGAUUCAUACACCACCCAACACGCCAAACAGCUCGCUGAGAGGAACAUAAAGAGCUUCUUCAACAAGACACCGCCUGAAAACAUCAUCACGCCUUCCAACAAUGACUGGGAGAAGGUCUCCACCCUCUACAGGUUCAGCACCACAGACAACUACUACAGCACCUUGCACCGGGCGGUGGAGGACUGGCAGGAGGCCGACAAUGGGAUGAUGAGGUUGGCUUCAGUCAAGACACAAGAGCCUUCUGACCACACCCCCGCUGUUCUUAGUUUUGUAGAUGAAGGCAGGGUGUAACAAGAUUUU
Etheostoma spectabile (orangethroat darter) is the source of this 1063-nucleotide messenger RNA. It is a transcript of the gene calhm6, whose product is annotated as calcium homeostasis modulator family member 6. Bases 77 to 1054 code for a protein of 325 amino acids. Lineage: Eukaryota; Metazoa; Chordata; Actinopteri; Perciformes; Percidae. Gene Ontology annotation, cellular component: plasma membrane. The transcript has 2 exons. Gene Ontology annotation, molecular function: monoatomic cation channel activity. The record is from RefSeq and is a predicted model, not a curated record.